AUGGAACCCACGAAGCCUCACAUUGCACCAUUGAAGAUUGUUAAAGGACCCUCCAACUAUUCCGUGUCCACGACGGAUCACUCAGCCUGCCAUUCCAACAACACUCGGAUGACUCCUCCUUUGACUCCCCACGAUAACUCAGACACCAUGGAUCGCUCAGAGGCUCCGAGAGCCGUCUUUCACAACUAUCUCCGCGCUUUCUACCCUUUUCACCCAUCAGGGGACGUCUCCCCCUCGACAGUUACAUUGCCUUUGGAUCAAGGUGAUAUCAUUCUCGUGCACUCCGUUCACACCAACGGCUGGGCAGAUGGAACCCUCUUGGAUACCGGUGGCCGCGGCUGGCUGCCCACCAACUACUGCGAAGCCUACGACCAAUUGCCCAUGCGACCACUGCUCAAGGCACUAACCGACUUUUGGGAUAUCAUCAGAGGAGGAUGCGGGUCAUCACUACGCGACUUCUGCAACCAGGACCUGAUGAGAGGUUUGAUUGCAGGUGUUCGAUUUCUUCUGCAAAAAUCCGAAUGUCUUACCAGAGAGUGCGAUUUGGUCCGAACACACGAUGGUCUGCGGCGAAAUCGCAAAGCACUCCUAUCUGAUCUCUCCUCCCUUGUCAAAACAGCAAAGACCUUGCAGGAUAUCGCCGGCGGUAACCCCAUGGAUGACGAGGUCGAAUAUAUUCUCGAUGAAAUGCUCCUCAAGGCUUUCCGGAUCGUGACUCGAGGUGUCCGAUUCCUCGACGUGUGGAACGAAGAGGUCGGCCUGAGCCGCACCAUUGCCGAGUUGGAGCAGUCGAAUUUGAAACACUUUGACGUCCCCAUGACCCCCGCAUCUGAUACCUUUGCCGAAAACACCUCCGAGGCCGACACGGAAAGGAAUGAGUCGAGAUUGAUGAAUCGCAGCCGCAUGGACUGCAGUCGGGCCUCCACCCGAAUGGACAUGUUCGAUUCGAACCCUCGACCUGUCUCCGUCACCACCAAGCGAAUUUCCAUCUCACACAGAGUGUCUUACACAGGCCCAUCUGCAGCGACCCGCAACCCGAACCUUGCAUCCGAGCGACUCGGCGCCACGUACGACGCCUUCUUGGGGGUAUUGGGAUCGUUUAUUGGUCUUCACUUGCAGUCUCGCUCCUCGACGGAGCUGAUGAACACUACCCAGCAGUCGGUGCACUCCUGCCGAGCGUUGCUAACUGUCGUGGAAGCCGUGUGCGAACAUGAUCUGCAGGGAAACGAGCUCCUGGACCAGGCCAAGGACAGCAUGUACGAGCGACUUUCCGAGCUUGUCCAUGCAGCGGGAGACGCUUUCCGACCGGCCCACUCCCCCGACGACGAGAUCGUCUUCAUGCCGGAUGAAGGAAAACGCCUGGUGGACGCCGCCACCGACUGUGUCCGAGCGGCAGGAAACUGCUUGGCCAAAGCUCGCCUGGUGCUUGAGCAAAUCGGAGACUUUGAGCUCGAAGCUCUGCCCCAGACCACCACCGGGUCGAACCCGGAGCUCCCCGACAUCAAGACCCCGCAGCCGCCGCAACGCACCGACCACUCAGGCGACAGCCAGACUCGCCCGCAGGAGCUGUCACUGCGCCUCCCUCCACCACCGCUGCAGAUCCCUAAAUCAGAUUAUUCGCCAUCGACCCCCGGCCUCACUGACGACACUACUCCUUCUUCCUUCAUCUCCCGUGCUGCCCUAAACAGCCCGGCUCCGACCGUUGACAACUCGUCAUUGCCUUCUACUACUAUUCUUGGGACUAGCUUCGAGCAGCCGUCCUUUUCUUCUCACGAUGCGCACACUGAUAGCAUCCAUCGCAACAGUCACCCCAAGUCCGAGAUCAGUGAAUCUUUUGGACGGGGUAUUACCAGCACCGGCAGCAGCUUUACAUACAACAGCACCCUUCGUGACUCUGAAAUGAGUGGCGUCUCCCAGACCUCCACCAGAGCUACUUCUCCAGACAUUGGCAACCAUUACCAAGUGCCUUCGCUUAGGGAAAGCGUCAGCCACUCUACCCUCGCUGAGGAGAACGAGGAAACCGAGGCCAAUAUCCUCGAGCGCACAUACGCUCACGAGUUGAUCUUCAAGGAUGGCCAAAUAAUGGGUGGUAGUCUCCGAGCUUUGGUCGAGAAGCUCACGGCCCACCAGUCAACUCCCGAUGCCAUGUUCGUUUCUACCUUCUACCUUACCUUCCGCCUCUUCGCCUCGCCCGUCGACUUUGCCGAAACCCUCGCCGACCGAUUCGAUUACAUCGGGGAUACACCGCACGCUGCCGGCCCAGUGCGCCUCCGCGUUUACAACACCUUGAAAAAUUGGUUGGAGUCGCACUGGCGUCAUGACUGUGACAACGUCGCCCUGGACUACAUUGUCAACUUUGCCAAAACAACUUUGAUGGCUAAUCUUCCGUCCGCUGGCAAGCGUGUGCUGGAUUUGGUAGAGAAAGUUUCCCAGGUGCACGGGCCUGUGGUGCCUCGUCUUGUCUCUUCCAUGGGCAAGACAAACACUGCGACCGCUCAAUAUGUGCACCCCGACACUCCUCUUCCACCUCCCAUCCUGGGCAAGAAGGAGACCAAUCUCUUGAAGCAGUGGAAGAAUGGCGAAGGUACCAUCACUAUCCUCGAUUUCGAUCCCAUGGAGCUGGCGCGCCAGUUCACCAUCAAGGAGUCCAUGAUCUUCUGCUCCAUUCUUCCAGAGGAACUUCUAGCCACCGAGUGGAUGAAGAAGUCUGGUUCGUUGGCUGUGAAUGUCCGGGCCAUGUCUACCUUGUCCACAGACUUGGCGCAUCUCGUUGCCGACUCGAUCCUGCAGCUGGAGGAGCCCAAGAAGCGGGCUGCCAUCAUCAAGCACUGGGUCAAGAUCGCUAACAAGUGUUUGGAGCUCAACAACUACGACUCGCUGAUGGCCAUCAUUUGCUCCCUCAACUCUUCCAUGAUCGGACGUCUCAAGCGAACUUGGGAGGUGGUGUCGCACAAAACCAAGACCACCCUAGAGUACCUCCGGGGUAUCGUGGAUGUAUCCCGCAACUACGCUGUCCUUCGUCAACGAUUGCAGAACCACGUUCCUCCAUGCUUGCCAUUUGUCGGUACCUACCUCACUGACCUCACCUUUGUCGACCACGGAAACCAGGAUCUGCGGAACCUGCCCACUGAUGAUGGCGAAAUGGCUGUGAUCAACUUCGACAAGCACAUGAAGACAGCCAAGAUCAUCAGCGAACUGCAGCGAUUCCAAAUCCCUUACCGACUUUCCGAGGUCCCAGAGCUGCAAGCCUGGAUGCAGAACGAACUGGUCCGAGUGCGCUCCAACGGUGAAAAGAGCCUGCAAACCUUCUACCGACGGUCCCUUGUCCUCGAGCCACGAGAAACAGCUCAGCAGCGCCCCAACCUGCCGACCGACUCUGGAUCUUCGAUCAUCGAGAAUGCCAAGGACAAGUUUGAUUUCCUAUCUUGGACUCACCAGUCCAAGGCAAAGUCCGUCGCAACAAAUGGUUGA
Aspergillus wentii DTO 134E9 is the source of this 3471-nucleotide messenger RNA. Its product is annotated as guanine nucleotide exchange factor. The record is from RefSeq and is a predicted model, not a curated record. Gene Ontology annotation, biological process: positive regulation of GTPase activity; Ras protein signal transduction. Lineage: Eukaryota; Fungi; Ascomycota; Eurotiomycetes; Eurotiales; Aspergillaceae. Bases 1 to 3471 code for a protein of 1156 amino acids. Gene Ontology annotation, molecular function: protein binding; guanyl-nucleotide exchange factor activity. Gene Ontology annotation, cellular component: plasma membrane. The transcript has 2 exons.